Molecule: messenger RNA, 1078 nt
Organism: Mizuhopecten yessoensis (Yesso scallop)
Lineage: Eukaryota; Metazoa; Mollusca; Bivalvia; Pectinida; Pectinidae
Product: coiled-coil domain-containing protein 115-like
Exons: 2
Coding region: 141-767 (208 amino acids)
Biological process (GO): vacuolar proton-transporting V-type ATPase complex assembly
Cellular component (GO): extrinsic component of endoplasmic reticulum membrane
Source: RefSeq, a predicted model, not a curated record
UCUAAUUUAUAAAACGAAGACCGGAAAAAUUGAGAAAAGGCACCAUAAUCAGCUGAUGAAACGUCACAUGUCAGCAUUGAGAAUUUUAUCUAUCUGAAGAACUGGAGUUAGCUUAUUUGAAUACAACAAAGUGUGUAGUGAUGGAUUCAACAGGUGAGACUGAGGAAAAGCUAGACUCAAUCCUACUAGAGUUCUUCAGCACACUGGAUGACCUGUACAAGACACAGUCAUGCCUUAAUGAAGAUAUGAAAAACGGAUUCCUACAGAUGUCUCGAGCUCGUUACAACAUGGGUGCUAAAGCAAUAGGUCCCUCACAAUAUGAUGAGAACAAAAUGGCAGCAUCUGUUAAAAUAACCGUUGGGGAUGACAACAAAGGAAGCAAUGUACUAAUCAUUAAUAAUGUGUCAUCAGUAAAAACUGAAACUUCUGCUAAAGACAUUCCGGUGGAUACUGUUGGACUGAGAAAACGUAAUGUACAAAAAUCGGAACAAGAUGAGGAAGAACCUGUCAGUCAUGAUCAGAAGGAAUUAAGUCCAAAGGAAGAGACAGUCAGUGUAAAUAAAAAACUGUUUCCUAAUCCACUGAACUGGUUUGGUGUACUUGUGCCACAGAGCUUAAGGCAUAGUCAGACAAGCUUUAAACAAGCUGUAGAACACUCUGUAAAAAUUGCAAAUCUGAAAUUGAAAAUUGAGGGGUUGCGUCAAGAUUACAUUAAUUGUAUGGGACUAAAUUUUAAAGAAAAAUUGAAGUUAGUAAAUGAUGAAUAAACUACAUGUUUACAAAUAUAAAGAAAUCAAAAUUUGAAGAGUUGGUGAAUGGUUACCUAAUUAUGUAUGAAAUGGAUGUAAAAGAAAAAUUUAAACUUCACAAUGAAUAUAGUAUACAUACACACACAAAAAAAUGUGUUUAAAAGUGUCAUAUGUAUUUAAUUCAAAUGCAUUUUUGUGUGGCAAUAUUAAUUGUUGGACAUUUAUACAUGUAAUUUCAUUUUGUAGGAUGACGUUUUGAUGUCUAAUUAUAGUUAAUAUAUGUAUUUAAAAUAUAUAUACAUUGUUAUUACUUUUCAAAAACUUUUUCA